Molecule: messenger RNA, 1899 nt
Organism: Microdochium trichocladiopsis
Lineage: Eukaryota; Fungi; Ascomycota; Sordariomycetes; Xylariales; Microdochiaceae
Exons: 2
Coding region: 1-1899 (632 amino acids)
Biological process (GO): arginyl-tRNA aminoacylation; mitochondrial translation
Cellular component (GO): mitochondrion; cytoplasm
Molecular function (GO): ATP binding; arginine-tRNA ligase activity
Source: RefSeq, a predicted model, not a curated record
AUGGCGACCCAGAGCAUCGUCGACCAGCUCGAGCAGCUCAAGCUCCAGCCCUACCCCAACUGCUACCCCCACGUCAACCCCUUCGACAUCUACCGUUCCCACAUCACGACCCUCCUCCAGCCCAUCACCGGCGUCGACGCCUCCAUCAUCUACAAUGCCCUCCAAUGGACCGCAACCCUCGACAAGGGCGAUCUCGUCCUCGCCGUCCCUGCUCUCCGCGUCAAGGGUAAGAAGCCCGACCAGUUCGCCCAGGAGAUUGUCGCCCAGUGGCCCGGCUCAGACCUCAUCGAGACACCCACGGCCUUUGGCCCCUUUAUGCAGUUCUUCUUCAAGACGGGGCCUCUGACCAAGACCCUCAUCCCCAUGGCCCGCACCCUCGGCCCCGACUUUGGCAAGAACAGUGCCAACGGCCUCCGCGACCCCUCCGACCCCUCCAAGAGCAAGAAGCGCAUCGUCGUCGAGUUCUCCUCCCCCAACAUUGCCAAGCCUUUCCACGCCGGCCACCUCCGCAGCACAAUCAUUGGUGGCUUCCUCGCCAAGCUGUACGAUGGCGCCGGCUGGGACGUCAAGCGCAUCAACUACCUCGGCGACUGGGGCAAGCAGUACGGCCUGCUCGCCCUCGGCUUCGAAAAGUACGGCAACAACGAGGACCUCGAGAAGGACCCCAUCAACCACCUGUUCAUGGUCUACGUCAAGAUCAACCAGGACGUCGCCGCCGAGAAGGAGCAGGCCGAGGCCCUCACCAAGGAGGGCAAGACAGAGGAGGCCCAGAAGAUCAAGGACACCGGCCUGGAUGAGCAAGCUCGCAAGUACUUCAAGGCCAUGACGGAGCAGGAGCCCAAGGCCAUCGAGCAGUGGCGCAAGUUCCGCGCCCUCAGCAUCCAGCGCUACAAGGAGACAUACGCCCGGCUGAACAUUGAGUUUGACGAGUACUCGGGAGAGUCGCAGGUGUCCGAGGAGGCCAUGGCCGCGACGGCCGCCAAGCUCGUCGAGAUGGGUGUCGCGGAGGAGUCCGAGGGCGCCCUGAUUGUCGACUUCUCAAAACACAUCCCCGGCAAGCCGGGCAAGUCUCUCGAGAAGCCCAUCAUCCGGAAAAAGGACGGCACCGCCCUGUACCUGACCCGCGACAUCAGCGAGCUGCUGCACCGUGCCGAGAAGUACCAGUUUGACGAGAUGAUCUACGUCAUUGCGUCGCAGCAGGACCUGCACGUCAAGCAGUUCUUCAAGAUUGUCGAGCUCAUGGGCCACAAGGAGCUCGCGGCCAAGUGCAAGCACAUCAACUUUGGUCUCGUCCUGGGCAUGAGCACCCGCAAGGGCACAGUCAAGUUCCUGGACGACAUCCUGCGGGACGUCGGCGACUUCAUGCACGACGUGAUGCGCAAGAACGAGGACAAGUACAAGCAGGUCGAGAACCCGGAGAAGGUUGCCGACAUUGUGGGCAUCAGCAGUGUAAUGGUGCAGGACCAGAGCGGCAAGCGUAUCAACAACUACAAGUUCGACAUGGAGACAAUGACCUCGUUCGAGGGCGACACGGGCCCUUACCUGCAGUACGCGCACGCCCGCCUGUGCUCGAUCACGCGCAAGGUGAACCUGAGCAGCGAGGAGCUCGCGGCCGCGGACCUGUCGAUCCUGACCGAGAGCCACGCGACGCAGCUGGUGCGCACGCUGGCGCAGUGGCCCGACGUGGUGCAGAACACGCUCAAGACGCUCGAGCCCACGACCAUCCUCACGUACCUGUUCAAGAUGACGCACUCGCUCUCCUCGAGCUACGACCACCUCAAGAUUGUCGGCUCCGAGCCCGAGGUCAUGAAGGCCCGCAUGGCGCUGUACGACUCGGCCCGCAUCGUGCUGAGCAACGGCAUGCGCCUGCUGGGCCUGACCCCCGUGGAGCGGAUGUAG